AAAGACAAGCUAAUUCACACUACAUAAUGUGCAUUAUAUUGUGAAACAUACAUCAGCUACACAGCAAGCGGCUCGGCACUACCUGUUGUGAAAACUGAACGGCAUAAACAAGGGAAUGGAGGUCGGAAGGCUGAUCAACUACUCCCCGGAGCGGUAUCUAGAAAGUAUGAUGGCCUUAAGAACUGCGUAUGGUCGUGACCAGAGAGACAGAGAUCCCGCCUACUACCAGUACUUUGUAGCAAAGGUUCCAGACUCCGCCCUGUGUGAGCCGGGAACCGACCUGCGUGUGCUCGGGAUAGGGAGUGGAUCAGGGGAUGUCGACAGCGCCAUUCUUAAGAAGCUUCUACAGCGUCACAACAGUGUGUACAACAGGGUUGUGGAACCGUCGGGAGAAAUGAUUGAGCGAUACAAGACACGGGUGCGGGAAGACACGAGUCUCGGUGCUGUGAAUUUUGACUGGCGACAGCAGACAGCAGAAGAGUACGUCCAGACGAAGGACGACACAAAGUUCCACCUGAUCCAUGCUGUCCACGUUCUGUACCAUGUGGAAGAUCUUGACGCCACCUUGCGGAACAUGUGGGAACAGCUGGCAGAUGGUGGUUACAUGUUCAUCACCAUUAAGUCAGAUGCCUGUUAUGCAUUUGAAGGGAAGGAUGCUGGUGGAAAGCUGUAUUACAAGCUGUGGGAGAAGUUUGGCAAAGGUGACCGUUUGAAGACGUCGCUUCGCACGUCCGUUGACGUGGAACAGUGGCUGGACGCAAGGGGCAUCAGUUAUGACGUGACCUCGGAGGACGUAGCUGCAUUAAAUAUCGACAUCUCAGAGUGUUUCAAUGAAAAAUCGGAAGCGGGGAUGAAGAUUCUCGAUUUCUUGACACAAACACCUCACGUGUCCAACAUGCCAGAAAUAAGAGCAAUGACCUUAGAGCAUAUGCAGUGUAAUUCGUCUAUGGUUAAUGGUAAACGUCUUUACAAAGUCGAGAGCGAAGAUAUCGUAGCAUUCAAAAAAUGCGAAUAAAAGUAAAGACUUGUCUAUUGCUCAGAGCAUACGAAUUGCUCCUCAUAAUCAAACGUAGUACUU
Messenger RNA from Branchiostoma floridae (Florida lancelet), 1078 nucleotides. Its product is annotated as histamine N-methyltransferase-like. The record is from RefSeq and is a predicted model, not a curated record. Lineage: Eukaryota; Metazoa; Chordata; Leptocardii; Amphioxiformes; Branchiostomatidae. The transcript is spliced from 5 exons. Bases 116 to 1015 code for a protein of 299 amino acids.